CCCAAGGCCCUCAGCCGGGGACGGCGGGCGCGCCCCAAAUCCCCAGUGCCGGUCCCAAACCCCUCAGCCUGGGGGGACCCCUCAGCCCUCACCACAGAGACCCGGUUUCCCCACCGCGAGAGCCGCUCAGCCUGGAAACAACCCUGCGGCUUCCCAGGCCUCAGGAACCCCUCAUGAGGGACCCCAAAACUCCUCGGCCCGAGACCCCAAACCUCGGCCUGAGAGACCCCAACCUCCGCCGCCUGUGGGGAAGUCCCUCCCUCUGACCGGCGGGGCCUGGACGGUCCACAGGGUCGCACCCGCCCCCCGUCCAGCCCCGCGACCUCGGGCGCCCCGCGUCUUCCCUGCACCACGAAGCGCCAGGGGGCAGGAGGGACGCGGCCUGCGAAGCGCCCGCCAGCCCCGGGGCUGCCCGCUGGUCCGCCCGCCCCGGCGCCGCCGCCCCGAGACGGGCCUGGCUCAGCGCCUUCUCUCCCGCAGGAGCCCUGGACGCAGACGGGAGUUGUGCGGGGCCCCGACCAUGAGCGCCGCGGCUCCCGCGGAGCCGAGCCCGGGGGCAGACGCAGGCCAGGCGCGGGGGAAGCCGGAGGUCCAAGAUGCCUUCCGGGAUAUUUCCAUCUACUUCUCCAAGGAAGAGUGGGCAGAGAUGGGCGAGUGGGAGAAGAGCCGCUACCGGAACGUGAAGAGGAACUACUGCGCGCUGGUAGCCAUAGGUCUCAGAGCCCCGCGACCGGCUUUCAUGUGUCACCGAAGGCUCGCAGUCAGAGCCCGGGCGGAUGACACUGAGGACUCCGACGAAGAAUGGACGCCUAGGCAGCAAGUCAAACCUCCUUGGAUGGCCUUCAGAACGGAACACAGCAAACACCAGAAGGGGAUGCCCAGGUUGCCUGUAAAUAAUGAAUCUAGUUUGAAGGAAUUGUCAGGAAUAGCAAAUUUGCUGAACACAACUGGCUCAGAGGAGGACCAGAAACCAUCGUUCCCUCCUAAAGAAACGAGGACGUCUGGACAGCACUCCACACGAAAAUUGGGACUUAGAAGGAAGAAUAUUGAAGUGAAGAUGUACAGCUUUCGAAAAAGAAAGAGUCAGGCAUACAAAGAGUGCAGUGAGCCUCAGGAUGACGAUUACCUCUAUUGUGAGAAGUGUCAGAACUUCUUCCUAGACAGCUGUGCUGUUCACGGACCACCCAUAUUUGUAAAGGACAGUGCAGUGGACAAGGGGCAUCCCAAUCGCUCAGUCCUCAGCCUGCCCCCUGGGCUAAGAAUUGGACCAUCAGGCAUCCCUGAGGCUGGGCUUGGAGUAUGGAACGAGGCAUCAGAUCUGCCACUGGGUCUGCACUUUGGUCCCUACGAGGGCCAGAUCACAGAAGAGGAGGAGGCAGCCAACAGCGGGUACUCCUGGCUGAUCACCAAGGGGAGAAACUGCUAUGAGUAUGUGGAUGGAAAGGAUAGAUCUUGGGCCAACUGGAUGAGGUAUGUGAACUGUGCCCGGAAUGACGAGGAGCAGAACCUGGUGGCCUUUCAGUACCACAAGCAGAUAUUCUACCGCACCUGCCAGGUCAUCAAGCCUGGCUGUGAGCUGCUGGUCUGGUAUGGGGACGAAUAUGGCCAGGAGCUGGGGAUCAAGUGGGGCAGCAAGUGGAAGGAAGAGCUCACAGCAGGGAGAGAGCCAAAGCCAGAAAUCCAUCCCUGUCCCUCGUGCUCUCUGGCCUUCUCCAGUCACAAGUUCCUCAGUCAACACAUGGAGUGCAGUCACUCCUCUCAGAUCUUCCCAGGAGCACCUGCAAGAAAUCACCUGCAACCAGCGAAUCCCUGUCCAGGGAAAGAGCAUCAGAAGCUGUCUGAUCCACAGAGCUGGAAUGACAAAAACGAAGGUCAAGAUGUCAAAGAAAAGUCCAGAUUCUCGUCCAAAAGGACAAGGCAGAAGGCGAUCUCAAGGUCUUUUUCCAGCCUUCCCAAAGGACAAGUGGAGACCUCAAGGGAGGGUGAGAGAAUGAUAGAGGAAGAGCCUAGAAUAGGCCAAGAACUGAAUCCAGAGGACACAGGCAAAUCAUCUGUGGGGGCAGGGCUGUCACGAAUUGCAGGAGUCAAGUAUAGAGAUUGUAGGCAAGGCCUCAGUGACAAGUCACACCUCAUUAAUGGCCAGAGAGCACACACAGGGGAGAAGCCCUAUGCUUGCAGGGAGUGUGGGCAAAGCUUCACAGUGAAGUCAAACCUCAUCAGUCACCAGAGGACACACACAGGGGAGAAGCCCUAUGCUUGCAGGGAGUGUGGGCGAGGCUUCACGCAGAAGUCACACCUCAUCAGGCACCAGAGGACACACACAGGGGAGAAGCCCUAUGCUUGCAGGGAGUGUGGGCAAAGCUUCACGUGGAAGUCAAACCUCAUCAGUCACCAGAGGACACACACAGGGGAGAAGCCCUAUGCUUGCAGGGUGGAUGAGUAAAUCAGGGGGAAAAAAUCACAUUUCAGCAACUACGGGGGACAAGUGUGGCCACCACACACCUCCACACUGCAGCUCAGAGAGGUCUUCCAAAGUCUGCUGACUCCUUACCUUCCUCAAUAGUGCAGAGAUCAGAAAUAACUGAUUCAACAUCCCUCCACUUUUAUGAGAUGAGUUAGAAAAACAGGAGAGUUGCCUGAGUGUUCAUGGGCUGUUGACUUGUGUUUGUUUCCCACACCGAUCCCGUUUUGCUUUAUUUGUUUCUUUAUUUCUUGGUCUCUUCUAAUAAAUUUUGUCUCCAUGCAAAUCUGAAGCCCAAGCACAUGCCUUAUUCUGCUCUUACUAAGGACAAGAGUUCCAGCUCAGGUCUCUACAGGAAUUUAGCCCUGAAAAGCUGUGAGCCUGCAGUCACUCUGGCUAAAUUACUGGAGGAUCAGCUC
Oryctolagus cuniculus (rabbit) is the source of this 2880-nucleotide messenger RNA. It is a transcript of the gene PRDM9, whose product is annotated as PR/SET domain 9. Gene Ontology annotation, molecular function: histone methyltransferase activity; DNA-binding transcription factor activity, RNA polymerase II-specific; protein binding. Gene Ontology annotation, biological process: regulation of transcription by RNA polymerase II. The record is from RefSeq and is a predicted model, not a curated record. Gene Ontology annotation, cellular component: nucleus. Lineage: Eukaryota; Metazoa; Chordata; Mammalia; Lagomorpha; Leporidae.